CCACGGAUUGAGGUGACCAAGUGGCCUCCACAGGGCCGCAACACUCAACGCCGCUGCUGUCCCAUCAGCAUCACAAAAGUGAAAGAUUCAAGACCAGUUUGUUCGCCCGUCCUGUCCGACCGUCCUUUCAUCGGGUGGCCCCCUUCGGUGGACACAACGUUUAGUGCGUGAUUACCGCAUCCAACCCCAGCUAGGGACCAGUUUCGAUGUUGAUACUUCCGACAUUGGGGCCAAAGUGAAUCGAUCGCAGUUGAACCCCGGUAGUUUGACUGUGUUUUUUUUGCAGUGUAAAAAGUGACAAGAUUUUGUCGAACCAACGGGGUUCCACUGUAAAUUUGCGUUAUUUGUUUCUCCUAGAUAGCUUCUACAUGCGUGUUCGGUGAAGAAAAUCAAGUUCGUUCCGAUUUCCUGGUUGUCAAGACCAGGUGGCUGAGCCAGAUAUUAUUAGCUAGUGACGCUUCAAGUUCCAGCAGCAAAAUGCAGCAGCUUCCUGGCACGGCUCGAACAUCCAGCAGAAGAGGCCGGUCAACGGAGACAACGACCGUGAUUGGAUUGAUUUGCUGCGCCGCCGUGAUUUUGCUUGCCACCGUGGUGGAACCCGCUCAAGCCCAAAAAGAGCCCGACACCAGCAACGUGUUCAACACCUCGUCCUGCCUCGAGAAACCGUACCGCUGCCCACAUCCGAGAAUCAAAUUCUACCUGUACACCAAACGCACCCAGCAAAACCCGGAGCUGAUCGACGUGCUGGACCGGGAAUCGCUGUACAACACUCACUGGAACCCGAAACAUCCGGUCAAAAUUGUGAUUCAUGGCUUCGGCGGCGGUCGCAACCUUUCGCCGAGUCGACAUGCGGCGUACUUCAUCCGGGGGAACUACAACAUCAUCAUCGUGGACUACGGAUCGGCGGUGACGGAACCAUGCCUCAGUCAGAUCGAGUGGGCUCCCCGCUUUGGCAGCUUGUGCGUUUCGCAGCUGGUCAAGUACAUUGCGCAUCACCCGCGCGGAGUUCCUCCGGACAAUUUGCACCUGAUUGGGUACAGCGUGGGGGCGCACAUUGCUGGUUUGGUGGCGAAUUACCUGACGCCGGACGAGGGCAAGCUUGGUCGCAUUACCGGACUGGAUCCGACCAUCUUUUUCUACGCCGGGACGAACAACUCGCGGGAUUUGGACUCGAGCGAUGCGCACUUUGUGGACAUUAUUCACACGGGGGCGGGAAUCCUCGGCCAGUGGAGCGCUAGUGGACACGCUGACUUUUACGUGAACGGUGGGACUAGCCAGCCAGGUUGUGCGAGCAGCACCAUCUUUCAAACGCUUGCCUGUGAUCACACCAAGGUCACGCCAUAUUUUAUCGAGUCGAUCAACAGUGAGAAAGGCUUCUGGGCUGGUCCUUGUACCACGUUGGUGUCCUACCUGCUCGGGUGGUGUGAACCCAAGGACUCCGAGUAUGUGCUGAUGGGGGAGCACGUGUCGCAAAGGGCCCGUGGCGUCUACUACGUGACGACCAACGCCAAGCCGCCUUACGCGCGUGGGUUCCCCGGCAAGAACCGCCGGACGGCCAAGAACUCCGAGUACAGCGGAGUUCGACGGAAAUAGUUCACGCCGCUGCUGCCAUCAAUCGAUCCACCCGCACAGUCAUCAAAAGCAAAACGGUUGUGAUAACAGAAAAAAGAGCAAAGUGAACAAAAGUAAUGUGGUGUGACAAUCGAAGACAAAUUUAUGGAUUUUAGGUAGUUAAGGGUGCGCGCGAAAAUGUUGACGCCAAGUUGACGAUUACAAGAAAUUGAAGGAAGAAUGCAACCAAACAGGUUAACAAGUAUAAUUAAUACAUUAAGGUAGCAUGUAUAUCUGUCUACUAGGGUAGAUGCUAACAUUAACAGUGUACAAACCAGUUUAUUUAUGCACUCUGCUUAGAUUACUAAUCAGGGCGCGAUUGGAAAAUAGCAGAAUCAGCAAACCAGUUGGAAUGGAUUUGGAGUGAAUAAUUUGCACCAGCAAAUCGCCUGCCAGCUGAAUGCAAGAAUAAAACAACUAGCAACUCGCCAAAUAGACGUAGAUUUCAGGAAAAGCAAUAAUGUAGAAUUAAUCGUGGAUUACAGGUUUUGUGGAAUGUGUAGUUGAUGUUAAGUUAGUGAAAUAGUAUGAGUAGUAUUGUAGUAUA
Molecule: messenger RNA, 2158 nt
Organism: Culex quinquefasciatus (southern house mosquito)
Lineage: Eukaryota; Metazoa; Arthropoda; Insecta; Diptera; Culicidae
Product: phospholipase A1 member A
Biological process (GO): lipid metabolic process
Molecular function (GO): lipase activity
Source: RefSeq, a predicted model, not a curated record